Xenia sp. Carnegie-2017 is the source of this 2497-nucleotide messenger RNA. RefSeq names its product signal peptide, CUB and EGF-like domain-containing protein 2. Lineage: Eukaryota; Metazoa; Cnidaria; Anthozoa; Malacalcyonacea; Xeniidae. The transcript has 10 exons. Gene Ontology annotation, cellular component: cell surface. Gene Ontology annotation, molecular function: calcium ion binding. The record is from RefSeq and is a predicted model, not a curated record. Bases 82 to 2187 code for a protein of 701 amino acids. Gene Ontology annotation, biological process: signal transduction.
AUACAUCAUUUAGCAUUUUUGAAUUCAUAUUCAAGAAGGCACAGUGAUCGUCUGUUGUCUAAACUCAAGCCUUCAUGCAGGAUGAAUCUGUUUGCAUACCGCGUUCGUUUUUUCUUUGCUUUUGUAUUGCAAGCAUUUCAGAAAAGUAGUUCAAGCGAUAGAGUGAAAAUUGACCUGAGAAAUGGCAUUGUACGUGGCGCCAGUCCCUUUAUUGAUAUCAUUUCUCUUCCAUCGAAAGGUCAAAGCCGGAAUGUGUGUGAUAGUCAAGCUCUAAUAAGAAUAGAUUUUCGUGGAACAAACGAGUCUGUUCUUUUUAAAUUCAACUAUGGAGAAGUGCCAAGAGGCUGGACAUUUACUAUUGCAGAUUGUCCAAAUGAUUACGGUUUCGGACACAAUUUUAAUUGGUCAAGCAACUGCGCAUCAACCCAAAUGAUUAACAGUCAACUCCUAUUUCACAUUUCACAACUGCCAGGCUAUCGUCGAGAGACUAUUGAUGGGCACUCUUUGCUGAAGGCCAUUGACGGUGUAGUGGAAAAUGGUGUUAACCUCAAUGUUAGUGUUUCCAACGGGUACGUAUCUUGGGGACCUGGUCGCAUUCUCAGGAAUAGCUACUUAUACACUCUGGAUGAUCAACUAACGACGUAUGGUCCUGUUGAAAAAUAUCUCUACCUUGCAGUCAAUCGUGUUCCUUACAGUAAUAUUCGCUCAGGAUCUGGAGUGUGUAAUGUCGAGAUAAUAAUGAAGAGGAAUAAUUUAGACAUGUGUAUGAAAAAGCGGAGAGCAUGCGGACCAAAUUCCGUUUGCAUUAAACAAAGUGGAAUUACUUACAAGUGUGUUUGUCAAUAUGGGUUUAGAAUGGAAGGAAAUACAUGCAGAGAUAUAGACGAGUGUCAUUUUAAAAAUGGAGGAUGUGCUCACUUGUGUAAAAACACACCUGGCAGUUAUGAAUGCAGUUGUAGAUCACUGCAAUAUGCUCUACAUGCUGAUAAACAUAACUGUGUUGAUCUUUCAAGAAAGAAUUUUAUCACGAGAAAAAUAAGGCUGAAAUUAAAAGUUCGACGAUGCAAAACAAAUGCCAAAAUAUCAUCGAACUUUCGUCGUGAUUUACGGCAACUGAUCUUAAAAGAAGUCUGUAGUGCUCCUUGUGAGAUCCAAGCAGUUACAUCAAGAUGUCGUUUCAAGAACAUUUAUUUCCUAUUAGCCAGCUUUGAAAUAAAAAUUGACAUUUAUUCAGUAGCACAACAGUCAUCAUGCAACUCGUCGUGCACACGUUGUAAAGCCGAGAUUCGACUUCAUAGAAUUGCUUUUAAUUUAAGAAAGUUGGUAAACUCGGGCAAGCUGUUUCUCUCAUUUAACGGAGACAAAUACCUAGUCAGAAGAAAAGAUAUCAGAGGAUUGAAAAAGAAACUAAAAUGUGCAAGGAACCCUAGGGGACAAAGCUCUUGUGCUCGAGGAAACUAUUUCAAAGUGUCUUCAAAUCGUUGUGUCGAAUGUCCAAGAGGUACUUACCAAAAUCAAGCGUCUGAGACCUUUUGCUAUCGUUGCCCUGGCAACAAAACGACAAUUGCGCCUGGUGCAAAGAGUAGAACGAAGUGCAUAGAAACAAAAUGUGGCUGGAAUGUAAAUAGCACCGUUUCGGGAUUUAUCUCAACUCCAAAUUUUCCAGAUCCUUAUCCUCCUGGAAUUACAUGUGAAUGGACAAUUGAUACAAUAAAAAAUCAUACAACGUUUUUCCUCAUUCCAAGACUCUCUCUUCCCUUUGACGUUCCAUGUGCAGAUUAUCUUGUCAUUCGAGAAAAUAAAAACCCUAACUCCGUUUAUACGUAUGAGACUUGCGAGAGUAACUCUGAUCCUAUAGUUAUAGUGGCGAGAAGUGCAAAACUCUACAUAAAAUUUCAUUCUAGUAGUAUACAAGGUGCUGUAGGAUUUAAGAUGCGCUUUGGUGGAUACAAAGACUCUGUACGCCAUGUAGUUGAGGACAUAAUUCAAGAUGGAAACAUGUUUAGUAGAAAAAGUCACAGGAAAUUACUGCAGAACGAGGACACAACAUCAGAUCUCUUUGCCGUGCUAGCUGAGCCUUUGGCUUUCCCAAUUUAUUACAAUGAUCAAUAUCUUUCAAAGCUUCCGUCAUCGUUUAUAGCAUUCAUCAGGAACAAAGUUUUAAAAUACUUUUUUGGUCAAAAAUAAAAAUAUAUAUGCACAAACUGUCGCUCUCAUCUCGAGAGCUCAAUUUUAGAAACGUUGUAACCGAACUAGUUUAAUAGUUUACGAAACAGAGUUUGUAAAAUAUAUUUUGUAGAUAAACGUUUUUACGUCAUCAUAAGUUUGUUCGUGUGUGCGUUGUCAUAGCAAUUAUGAAAUUUUUCUCCAAAAUACGAACAGUAAAACAGGAAAAAAUGCGAUGUUUUCAUAUGCCACAAGAUAGUUAAAUUCCUUGAAAUGAUAACAUUUUCAUUAGCAAUAAUAAUAAUGGAAUAAAGGUUUAAGUAUGAAUAAA